ACCGCCCGUGGGUACCGACGCUUGUGUUUUCUCCGGCUAAACUGCCUGUGAUAAAUACAAUGAGAUCAAGUCGUCAUUGGAUGUAUACACGAAUUAGAAAUGGUCUUCUCACUGAGGAGUUUUUGGCUGGUCUUGAAACUUUCAUCCAAUUUGCUACUAGUCAACAUAGUUGGAUGGACGGGGAAAGAAUUAGGUGUCCAUGUACUCAGCGCAAGUGUCAAAACACCAAGUUUUUAGAUGUGCCUACUGUGAAAUAUCACUUAGCAAAAUAUGGAUUUGUAUCGGACUACUAUAUCUGGCGCUUCCAUAGCGAGAGUAAUGUGAGGGUAGAUGUUGAUCGAGAUGUUGGUGGGCCAUCUCAAAUGGCUAGUGAAGAAACAUCUAAUGCUUACCACACAAUGGUUAUGGAUGCUAAUGCUCUUGAAUUUAAUUUGGAUGCAUUAGAAGAAUCGCCAAAUCCUGAGGCCCAAAAGUUUUAUGACAUGCUGAAAGCUGUAGAUCAAGAGUUGUGGCCUGGGUGUAAAAAACACUCGCAGUUGUCCCUUAUAGCUCGACUUAUAAGCUUGAAAUCAGAGAACCACAUAUCAGAAAAAUGUUUCAAUCAAAUCACUGAACUUAUGAAAGAAGUUGUUCCGGAGAAUAAUCUAGUUCCUGACAACUUCUAUGAAGCUAAAAGGCUAUUACGGGCAAAACGGACUUCAACUGGGAGGCUAGCUUGUGUACCUAAAGAAACAUGGCGCAUUUGGGAGGCAUAUUGGGAUAGACUUGAUGUGAAAGCUAAAUCUGAACAACAACGCAAGAAUAAGAUGAGUGAGGUGGCAAGACCUCGUACGGGAUGUUCUCGACAUAUCAGAGGAUCUAGAUCAGCUAUUGAGCACUAUCAUAAACUGGAAGAAAUACAAGCGCAACGUGAUUUUGCAAUGCAGGAAGUUGAAGGGUCAACUAAGCCACCAAUUAUAAAUAUGUCACAGCUAAAGAAACAACGUAUUUCUGGCUUAGGGACUAAGGAGAACAGCUGUAGUUCAUCUGCUACUUCACAACUUAAUCAAGAUGCAAUGAAGGAGAUCGUGACCCAACAGUUACAAACCAUGCUAGCUGAGAUGCAGACUCAACUACAAGCUCAAAUGGAGGCUAAAUUACAAGCUGAAAGAACUCAAAUGCAGGCUCAAAUGUAGGCUCAAAUACAAGCUCAAAUUACAAGCUUGAUGGAUGAGUUGCGUCGCAAUGGCAUGCUAUCCAUUUCUAUGCCACGACAUCCAACUACUCAAGCUG
Molecule: messenger RNA, 1272 nt
Organism: Ipomoea triloba (trilobed morning glory)
Lineage: Eukaryota; Viridiplantae; Streptophyta; Magnoliopsida; Solanales; Convolvulaceae
Exons: 3
Coding region: 60-1175 (371 amino acids)
Source: RefSeq, a predicted model, not a curated record